Diceros bicornis minor is the source of this 3045-nucleotide messenger RNA. It is a transcript of the gene CAPN8, whose product is annotated as calpain 8. The record is from RefSeq and is a predicted model, not a curated record. The transcript is spliced from 21 exons. Gene Ontology annotation, biological process: proteolysis. Gene Ontology annotation, molecular function: calcium-dependent cysteine-type endopeptidase activity; calcium ion binding. Gene Ontology annotation, cellular component: cytoplasm. Bases 1 to 2112 code for a protein of 703 amino acids. NCBI's taxonomy places the organism in Eukaryota, Metazoa, Chordata, Mammalia, Perissodactyla, Rhinocerotidae.
AUGGCAGCCCUGGUGGCCGGAGUGUCCAAGCAGCGGGCGGCAGCGGAAGGUCUUGGCUCCAACCAGAAAGCCGUGAAGUACUUGGGCCAGGACUUCGAGACCCUGAGGCAACAGUGCUUGGACUCAGGGGUCCUGUUCAAGGACCCGGAGUUCCCAGCAUGCCCAUCAGCCUUGGGCUACAAGGAUCUUGGACCAGGCUCCCCCCAAACUCAAGGCAUUGUCUGGAAGCGGCCCACGGAACUGUGUUCCAGCCCUCAAUUUAUCGUUGGUGGAGCCACGCGCACAGACAUUUGUCAGGGUGGUCUCGGUGACUGCUGGCUUCUGGCGGCCAUUGCCUCUCUCACCUUGAAUGAAGAGCUGCUUUACCGGGUGGUCCCCAGGGACCAGAACUUCCAGAAGAACUACGCGGGAAUCUUUCAUUUUCAGUUCUGGCAGUUCGGAGAGUGGGUGGAGGUGGUCGUGGACGACAGGCUGCCCACUAAGGACGGGAAGCUGCUCUUCGUGCACUCGGAAGAAGGCAAUGAGUUCUGGAGCGCGCUGCUGGAGAAAGCCUACGCCAAGCUCAAUGGUUCUUAUGAGGCUCUCGCUGGAGGGUCCACAGUGGAGGGGUUUGAGGAUUUCACGGGCGGCAUCUCUGAGUUUUAUGACCUGAAGAAGCCGCCAGCCAGUCUGUAUCACAUCGUCCGGAAGGCGCUCCGCAGGGGCUCUCUGCUGGCCUGCUCCAUUGAUGUCUCCAGCGCAGCCGAAACAGAAGCCAUCACCAGCCAGAAGCUGGUUAAGAGUCACGCAUACUCUGUCACUGGAGUCGAAGAGGUGGAUUUUCGGGGCCGUCCAGAGAGGCUGAUCCGGCUCAGGAAUCCGUGGGGUGAAGUGGAGUGGACGGGAGCCUGGAGUGACGAUGCGCCAGAGUGGAAUUACAUAGAUCCCAGGCAGAAGGCAAAGCUGGACAGGAAAGCCGAGGAUGGAGAGUUUUGGAUGUCUUUUGCGGAUUUCUUGAGGCAGUUCUCGCGGCUGGAGAUCUGCAACCUGUCCCCGGACUCCCUGAGCAGUGAGGAGGUGCACAAGUGGAACUUGGUCCUGUUCAACGGCCGCUGGACGCGGGGCUCCACCGCGGGGGGCUGCCAGAACUACCCAGCCACUUACUGGACCAACCCCCAGUUCAAAAUCCAUUUGGACGAGGUGGAUGACCACCAGGAGGAGAACGAGGGUGAGCCAUGCUGUACGGUGCUGCUGGGUCUGAUGCAGAAGAAUUGCAGGCGACAGAAGAGGAUAGGACAGGGCAUGCUCAGCAUCGGCUACGCUGUCUACAAGGUCCCCAAAGAGCUGGAGAGUCACACGGACGUGCACCUGGGCCGGGACUUCUUCAUGGGCCACCAGCCCUCGGCCCGCUCCAGCACCUAUGUCAACCUGCGGGAGGUCUCCAGCCGUGUCCGGCUGCCCCCGGGGCAGUACCUGGUGGUGCCGUCCACCUUCGAGCCCUUCAAGGACGGCGACUUCUGCCUGAGGGUGUUCUCGGAGAAGAAGGCCAAGGCCCUGGAAAUGGGGGAUGUGGUAGCUGGAAACCCACGUGAGCCACAUCCCAGCGAGGUGGAUCGAGACGAUGGCCAGUUCAAGAGCCUGUUUGAGAAGCUUGCAGAGAAGGAUUCUGAGAUCAGUGCCAAUGAACUCAAGACGGUUCUGAAUGAGGUGUUUUCCAAACGAACGGACAUAAAAUUUGACGGAUUCGACAUCAACACUUGCAGGGAGAUGAUCAGCCUGAUGGAUAACAAUGGGACAGGCACCUUGGGACCAGUGGAAUUCAAGAUGCUCUGGUUGAAGAUUCAGAAGUAUCUGGAGAUUUAUCGGGAAACUGAUGAUAAGCACCUGGGGACCAUCGAUGCCCAUGAGAUGAGGACAGCCCUCAAGAAAGCAGGUUUCACCCUCAACAAUCAGGUGCAGCAGACCAUCGCCCUGCGGUAUGCAUGCAGCAAACUCGGCAUCGACUUCGACGGCUUCGUUGCUUGUAUGAUCCGCCUGGAGACCCUCUUCAAACUGUUCAGGCUUCUGGACAAGGACCAGAGUGGCACUGUCCAGCUCUCUCUGGCUGAGUGGCUGUGCUGUGUGUUGGUCUGACCCAGGGUUUUGGACCUCAGUGAUGCUCCCUGCCAGCAUGCCUGCCUCUUUUCUCCCCGUCUUUACAGUUUUGUGAACAUUUAUCCUUGAAUGGCAUUCAUUGGUUAUUCAUAUCUUCCUUGUCUGUCAUUGUUCCCUGAGAUCCUGGCCUGUCCCCCUGGAGCAGUCUGGGGAGCCCUGGGUCUCUUUCAGCAGCAUUGCACAUAAAUGAAAGGGACAGAAAUCAAUUAAAGAUGUGGCCCAAAUGGUUUCUGCCUUUCUCUAGUGAUAUGCAAUGAGGGAGCACCCUGGGCUUUUCAUGUUUUAAGGAAGAAGAUGCUCUUGGGAAAUGACAUGGCCCAAAGCUGAGGAAAGAUGGAAAAUGUGGGUGAGUUUCUUGGAGGAGAGGCUGCAGAUCAAGCUGCCUCUGGGGCCCCCUUCAGCCCUCCCGAGGAAGGCUGCAGGGAUGGGCUGCGGGAGAACAGGCCUCUCUUCCUCACUUUGCAGACUGGAGAGGUUGCCGUACUGCACAUGUCAGCAUCUUUGAGUCUAGAAGUAAAUUCUUGUGGAGCCGAAUUCUUAUCUGGCAAAUAGCUAGAGGGGACAUGCACUUCUGGUCAGUUUUGCUCACAGCUGUGCACAGGGAUCUUUGUUGUUGGUAAGAAAAUAGAUGCCACAGCCUAGCGUCCUAAUGGGUAGAUGGGGACAGAGUGGGUCCUUACACAUGGAUUUUGGAAAUGAGGUAUAAAGGAGGAUGGAUGUCCUAGUCAGUUUGAGCUGCUAUAACAAACGCCAUAGACUGGGUGGCUUAUAAACAAGAGACAUUGAUUUCUCACAGUUCUGGAGGCUGGAAGUCCAAGAUCAGGGUGCCAGCAGGGUCGGGUUCUGGUGAGACCCUCUUUCAGGUCGCAGACUCCUCGAUGUGUCCUCUUAUGGAGAGCAGAGAGAGGAAGC